AUGAACAGUAAUAAUAUCGAAGGAUCGGUACCCCUAGCCUUGGCCAACUGUACGCAGUUACAGAUUCUUGAUUUUGGAAACAACAAGUUGAAAGACACAUUUCCAUGGUGGCUAGUAGCUCUUCCGAAGCUACAAAUCCUUGUGUUGCGUUCUAAUAGACUGCAUGGUAACUUGAGUGUUGGCAAUGUAAUUAAACAUCCAUUUCCUAAAUUGCGUAUCAUGGAUCUCUCUCACAACCGAUUCAGUGGCAACCUGCCAAUCAAUUUUUUUGAUAACUUCAAAGAUAUGGCAGAUUCAGAUCAACGAAUAGGAGUGAAUACCACAAUAGUAGGAGAUUCAUAUUACGAAGCUUCUAUUUCCUUAGUUGUCAAGGGAGAGGAUCUUGAAGUGAAAAGAAUUCUUUAUAUAUACACAAGCAUAGAUUUAUCAAGCAACAAGUUCACUGGCGGUGUUCCAAAAGUCCUUGGAGAACUUAAAUCACUCCGGCUGCUCAACCUUUCGGAUAACAAGCUUACAGGACAUAUACCAUCACUGCUGGGAUCAAUUCCCCAAGGCAGGCAAUUAGACACAAUGAGCAAUGAUUCAUAUCUAGGUAACCUGGCAUUGUGUGGAUUUCCUCUAACCAAGAAAUGUAGAUAUGAUGAGUUGCCAAAACCGGAAGUUGAUGAUGAUAAUGACGACGAUUGGUUUGAUUGGAAAAUGAUGCUGAUGGGGUAUGGAAGUGGAUUGGCAGGCGGGUUGUCCAUGGGAUAUAUUGUAUUCACAACCGGAAAGCCUUGGCGAUUUGUAAUGUUCGUUGAAAAAGCUCAGCAAAGGUUGAUCAGAAGAUAG
Messenger RNA from Daucus carota subsp. sativus, 831 nucleotides. Its product is annotated as receptor-like protein 9DC3. The transcript has 2 exons. Lineage: Eukaryota; Viridiplantae; Streptophyta; Magnoliopsida; Apiales; Apiaceae. Gene Ontology annotation, molecular function: protein binding. Bases 1 to 831 code for a protein of 276 amino acids. The record is from RefSeq and is a predicted model, not a curated record.